Corticium candelabrum is the source of this 3216-nucleotide messenger RNA. RefSeq lists its product as uncharacterized. Gene Ontology annotation, molecular function: serine-type endopeptidase inhibitor activity. NCBI's taxonomy places the organism in Eukaryota, Metazoa, Porifera, Homoscleromorpha, Homosclerophorida, Plakinidae. The record is from RefSeq and is a predicted model, not a curated record. The transcript has 13 exons. Bases 96 to 2933 code for a protein of 945 amino acids.
CCUUUUCUAUCUUAUUGACUCGUCUCGUCACAGUACUUCAAGUAGAAACACUGGUACAUAGCUUAUUCGAAACGGAUAGUUGAGCGAGGCAAUUUAUGUCGCGGUUCGGCGCAAUUCUUGUCUUCGGAGCUCUCACGGCAAUUACAGUGGGAGAUUAUCGUACUCCGUUGCAUCAUGCCGUCUGCUUCAACUCUGCAGGUGAUAUCGACAUCAACAGUAAACAAAAUUACCCUGUUACUUGGCACAACUUUAUUGAUCCUACUAACAACGAAAAGCUGAAAGGCCACGCAUUAAAUUUGCAAUCCCGACAGUUAGCCUUUUGGCAGAUGGAAUUCACUAUGCCGGCUAUUGUUGCAGGAAUUUCAGUGAUUGCUUACAGACCAACUGACUUGAUCAACAUUACAAUACAACUUCUAAACAAGAAGAAGGAGGUUCGAAAGGCCUUGUCAUCAUUUAGUGAAACUGCAACUUUAAAUUACACGUUUUCACCUGCCCGUCAAGUGUAUUUUAUCAAAAUAAUUAAAACUGGAGAAAGUGAACUGUCGUUUGCGGACAUCAAAGUUUCCGGUACACAAGCUCCAGCACGCACACAAUGUGUUCGCAACGUAAGAGCUCUUCCUGACGGUUGCUAUCACUUUCACCUCUGGAGACAAGAAUCCGUACAAUACGACUGCAGAAAUGGUUUUCGCUUGCAAGGUAUAAAGGGAAGCAUACUUUGCUCUAGGAAGCUUGGAACCUCAUUGAAGUGUCAAAGAGUACCACUCAGAUGUUCUGCUCCUCCUUCGAUGCCCCAUUCUCUACAUCGUGUAGAGCAGCGAAGAUAUUUCGAAAAUGAAACGUUUCAGUACGAGUGCGAACUAGGAUACUAUCUUGUGGGACCCAGUACGAUAACUUGUAGAAGUAACGGCAAUUGGACUCCAACAACGACUCCGUCUUGUCGAGACGAUUUGAAGUGUUCUACUCCUGACGUUCCUCUAAACGGUUACAAGAGUGGAACUAACUACAGAGUAAAUAGCACCGUUUCGUUUUCUUGUCAGAACGGAUACCAACUCUCUGGCCCUCAAACGAUUCGAUGUACGAGUGAGCUGCAAUGGAAUCCAGAACCCAAUGUGAAAUGCGAAGCAACUACGUGUCCACAAGUCAGCCGUUCCGCUGUAGCAAAUGGAAAAGUGAAACUGAGAGAACUAAGCCAAUCUGGUUAUGUCUACGGUAACUUUCUGCACAUUGUAUGUGACAGAGGCUAUGAAUCUGUUGGAAACGACAUCAUUUUUUGCACUGCCAAUGGUGAUUGGGACUCUAGUCUUCCACGAUGCGUACAAAUAUUUGAAUCAGGACCUUGUGCAGUAAGAUCACCCUGCAGAUUGGGAAAAGAAUGCAUUGUUACUCCUUAUAACGAAAGCAAAUGUGUAUGCUCUGCUUCUCUUGGACAUGGUUGUAUAUCAACAAUAGCACCUAUGUGUUCUACUGAACAUCUAACAUUUUGGAGUGACUGUGAUAUGAAGAAUUAUAGUUGUCUCUACCCACAAAAACAGUUUUCAAUUCUUCGACAAAGCCGUUGCAACGAAGGUUCCAGAACCAAAGUAACAGUCAACACUACAAGAGGUAUUGAAACUAGACACGUAUACAAAUGCAGCUUGCCGAAGAAGGUUGGACCGUGUAAAACUGCCAACACCCGAUUCUACUUUGACCAAGAUGUAAACAGAUGUAAGUCUUUUGUUUGGGGAGGAUGUGCUCCCAACAGCAACAACUUUGAAAGUAUGGAACAAUGUCAGAAAGACUGUAAAGAGUUUCAACGUUGCAACAGGAAUGAAAUCCAAAACUCGGGAGUAAAUGUAGCCAAAGGCCGUCCAACAUCUCCAUCUAAUUCUUUGUCUGCCUCAUUUGUGGAUGGCAGUAGAAUCUAUAAUGAAUCUACAGAAGUAGCGUUUUCAGAAUGGAACGUCAGUCUGCUUUGGCAAGCAACUAUUUCAGAGAUUGUGGUUUGGAAUAGUGAUUACAAUCUUCCGUCGUUAACUAUCACUCUGUAUUACGAUAAUCUAGAAGUAAUUGCGAAAACAAUCGACAGAGUAGGACUUUGUAAAUACGGGUGGGUGUUACCGUCAACUACAAUAGCGACUUCUGUCAGUCUGGAAACAUCAGCGUCUUCAACUCUGCAUGUAGAUGAAGUUGAAGUAUUUGGAAUAAUUGACCGAGGACGAAAGAUCAACUUUUUGCAAGUUGCAGCAACAGCAAUACAAUAUCCCGGCACAGCGAGCCAAAACACUAUGUCAGGAAAUGCCAGUAAUGCGAUAAAUGGUAUACUAGAAAGGAAUUCAGGACCUGGUCAUGGCUUUCUAACUUGUUCUUCGACAUUACUGAGAAACAGUGAAAGACCUUGGCUUCAAGUUGAUCUGAAAAAACCUUAUUUCAUUACUGAAAUCGAAUUGUUUCUACGGAGGGGUGAAGAACGUCGACAUUGGCAACAAGGACUAACAGUUCAUGUGACAAACACGCCUCUUCGUUUCCGUCCCGUCACAUCUGCUCUAGUCAAUGUGUUAAAUCGGUGUGGAGAACCAUAUUCGUCACCUAUCGAUCAAACUCCCAAGUUUCCGUGCUAUUAUUUGCACCCCAGUCAGUACGUAGUCUUGACUCUCUUACAGGCACACUCAUUGUCAGGUCUUCAAGUGUGCGAGAUCCAAGUGUUUGCUGUAGCUUGUAACGACCUGACGGCAAUUGAUCAUGUCAGAGUAGAAAGUCAGACAGAUAAUUUUGCUCCUGCAGAAGCUUCGUACACUUGUGAAACUGGAUAUUAUCCUGUGCCCUCUCAAAGGUUGUUGACGUGUGGUAGGGAUGGCAAAUGGUUGACACAGCAUGGCAGCGAGCCAUAUUGCCAAGAGAUACAACAGACUUCCACGUCUUUACCAACCUUUUUGACGUCGGCUUCGGGUCCAUAACACGAACGACAAGAACUUCCCGUUUCAGAUUUGUUAUUUCCGUUUCUAUGAGCAUUCGGAUUGACUCGAUCUAGUUAGUAUAUGCAUGGUUUUGUUUGAACUGUUGUCGUCAUGUCCGUUGUGCGUGACGGGCGCGUUUUGUCUAGCUAGUGUUUUGCGCUGUUUGCAUGUGUCAAUGAUGAACAAUAGCAGUAAUGAGUUGCUUGCUGUCUUACACUACAUCUUCGUUCUUGUUCUUGUGUGUGGUACUGAUAAAUGCUAAGAUCUCUAGGUCUUUGUGAAA